AUAGAUAUAGAUAUAGUUAGGUGUGUGCGUGAGACUUGUGUGAUUGUCAUGGCUACGUUAAAUGUGCAUACCUGCAUCUACUGUCGUCUAAAAGUUCGGGCAUCGCACCAGGCCGUACAAUGCGAAAUAUGUGACAGGUGGCAGCAUAGGUUAUGUGACACAGGUAUCAACAGGGAGUUCUACCGUCAGGCGCUCAGAGGUCACGUAGAGAUGCAGUGGGUGUGUCGCAUGUGUGCGGCAGCCGAGCAGUCUUCCGCUGCAUCGGUGCAACCACAAUCCAUGAUUUCCCGCCAUGAUUCUUCUUCUUCAGACGAUUCUACAACGGACGAGGAGGCAGAAUUAGCUCUGCCGCAGCCGAAACCCAUAAUAUUCCGCCGUGAUUCUUCUUCUUCUUCAGACGAUUCUACGACGGACGAGGAGACAGAAUUAGCUCAACCGCAGCCGAAACCCAUAAUAUUCCGCCAUGAUUCUUCUUCUUCUUCAGACGAUUCUACGACGGACGAGGAGACAGAAUUAGCUCAGCCGCAGCCGAAACCCAUAAUAUUCCGCCAUGAUUCUUCUUCUUCAGACGAUUCUACGACGAACGAGCAGCCCGAGAUACCGCCACCGCCCGUUCAGUACGAAGUGAUCGACUCCGCAUCGACGCGUGGCCGCCCCAAGCUAGCAGACGAUCGUGGAUUCACGUACACCUCGUACAGGCGUAGUGACGUCACGACCACGUGGCGCUGUAGAGUUCGAAAUAACCACGCAAUGUGCUUGGCACGCGUUAAACAGAAUAACGAUAGGUUCCUGAUGCCCCCGUGUGUUGGCCAGAAAGGUGACCCAUCUGUGACAUCAUAACUACUAAGUCAAUUACUAGUCUCUGUCAUGUGACCCCACCUACCUCUGGGACAUCACAGUCACAUCUACAGUAUAUUAUGGCAGGCUAAUUGUACCAUAGACCCGAGGUAAGCACUAUACAUGCAAUGGAGUUAAAUAAAUAAAUUUAUAAGUAUAAGUACUCCCUUUCUCAUAUAUAAUAAGUUUAAUCUGAACAGUAUAAUAAACUUAUAAUUAAUUUAAUUAAACUAUAUUAUGAUUAAUAUGAAAAGCACAGCCCAGUUAUAUUUCAUUAGAUAGAACGUAUAUACGUAUCACCAAGAUGGUUUUGUCAUUGUACUAAUUCCAAUAACGGUAAUUAAUUUAAUGCUCGUUUUUGGAGGGGUUCUUCAUAAUAAUUGCUUAUAUUAUGUAAAACUUAGAUUUGCAUACGUAUAUAUUUUCAGGUUUAUCGCAUUAAGGCAGCCAACUACAGCAUAGCAGUCAACCUUUGAUUAGGGCUUCAUCCUAUAUUUUCAUUGUCAAAAUCAGCUUAUUAUUUUUAUAUUUGCUAAAUUCAUUGGCAUUGUUAAUAAGUAAUUUUCACUGGAAGAAAUGUUUACUUGACCACCUUGUAUAAACAUCGAUAUCAUUGAUCCUCCUUAAAAUGUUCUUUUGUAAAUUCAAGUUCAAUAGAAAUUAGGAUAUACAGAUAUAGAUAUACAGUAUACAUAUCAUUAUUAAACAUAUGUUUGUAUCUUGAGCUAAACAAAAUAAUGUUAUGCAUUUCUGUUUUUAUUGCUCGUUGAUAUUCACUAUCGUUGAUACAAUACACACUAGGAAUAUAUAUAUACUGAAUAACAUACGGCUAAACGAUUAGGUUC
This is a messenger RNA of Priapulus caudatus, 1682 nucleotides long. Its product is annotated as nucleolin 1-like. The transcript has 3 exons. The coding region runs from base 49 to 840 and encodes 263 amino acids. The record is from RefSeq and is a predicted model, not a curated record. NCBI's taxonomy places the organism in Eukaryota, Metazoa, Priapulida, Priapulimorpha, Priapulimorphida, Priapulidae.